This is a messenger RNA of Seriola dumerili (greater amberjack), 3373 nucleotides long. It is a transcript of the gene ppt2b, whose product is annotated as palmitoyl-protein thioesterase 2. Gene Ontology annotation, cellular component: lysosome. Bases 275 to 1183 code for a protein of 302 amino acids. The transcript is spliced from 8 exons. The record is from RefSeq and is a predicted model, not a curated record. Gene Ontology annotation, molecular function: thiolester hydrolase activity. NCBI's taxonomy places the organism in Eukaryota, Metazoa, Chordata, Actinopteri, Carangiformes, Carangidae.
AGCUGGUCGGCGUUUUGAGUUCAAGUGUUAUUAAGUAAUAAACACAGAGUACUGAGUGUGUUUGUGUAUGAAACAGGACGAGUAGACUCCAGCUCAUAUGUACUGCCCCUGGGAAAAGAAAUGGAGCUGAAGAUGAUAGCACAGCAUUAGCCCAACAUCCGGAUUUUAUAUUUUUAUUUUAUUUUACCUAGUGUUUUUUUAUGUAGUUCACCUUUACGGUUUUAUUUGUGUGUGUGUUUUUUUUUUUAAUUUUUUAUUGUUAUUUCGAGUUAUAAUGAAGGGCUCCCAUUCUGCCAUAUCAAGCCAGAGGAGGAAUAGCGGGGCGGCCGGGCUGCUGUUCCCGCUGCUCGGUGCGUGUCUCUGGGCUGCGGUGGUCGGGUACAAGCCGGUGAUCAUCGUUCACGGUUUGUUCGACAGCUCAGGGGAUUUUAAAAAUUUACAGCGUUUCAUCAACGAGUCUCAUCCUGGAACAAAUGUGACGGUCAUCGACUUGUUUGACAGGAGUGCCAGCCUGCAGCCCAUGUGGAAGCAGGUGGAGGGAUUCAAAGCAGCUAUUUACCCAAUAAUGCAAAAUGCAGCAGACGGGGUCCACUUUAUCUGCUACUCUCAAGGUGGGCUGGUUUGCAGAGGAAUCCUCUCCACGCUGUCUGACCACAACGUGCACUCCUUCAUCUCUCUGUCCUCGCCUCAGGCCGGGCAAUAUGGAGACACAGACUACUUAAGGUACCUCUUCCCUCAGUUUGUGAAGUCCAACCUCUACCACCUCUGCUACACCUCAAUAGGGCAGAGGAUAUCCAUCUGCAACUACUGGAAUGACCCCCACCACAGAGACCUGUACGUGAACAGCAGUGAUUAUUUGGCUCUGCUCAACAGUGAGAGACCCAAUCCAAAUUCAACAGAGUGGAAGAAAAACUUCCUCAAGAUCAAAAAGUUGGUGUUGAUCGGCGGACCAGACGAUGGAGUCAUCACUCCCUGGCAGUCGAGUCAGUUCGGAUUUUAUGACGACAACGAGACUGUUGUUGAGAUGCAGCAGCAAGAUUUGUACUUGAGAGAUGUUUUCGGUCUGAAGACGCUGGCGGCUCGCGGGGAUCUGAUCGUCUGCGCUGUUCCCGGCGUCGAACAUGUCAUGUGGCACUCGAAUGAGACUGUGUUCCACAUGUGUAUGGAGAAGUGGCUGGUGUAGAACAACACCCCACACAACACACAGACACACAUACACACACACAGAUACACACACACACACACACAGAUACACACACAGAUACACACACAAAGAUGCACACUUUGCAGUUUUAUAAGCUUUUAACUUCCACCGUGUGUGAAACUCUGCCUCUACAACCACUGUGUAUUAUCCUCAGACAUAGAGAGUCUUCUCUUAAGGACAUGAACUCAUUUAUGUUCACAGAGAUCACUUGAAAAUCAAACAGUGUUGUCAAGAUGUGUUUUCCUUGUACUCUCUGUUGAUUAAGUGUUUUCAGAAAUUUUCUUAUUUGGUUUCAUGUAGAGAGUUUGAUGAGAAGAUUGAUCGACACUCUCGCAUCCGUACGGUAGAUAUGAUGCUACAGCCAAACACUUGACUUUUUGUAUCGAUUAAACAAAUUAGAUAUAACACGUAAGCUUUACAGGUGUUGAUAGACAGAUUUUUUUACCUUUGGACAGAGCCAGGCUAGCUGUUUUUCUCCUGUUUCCUGUCUUUAUGCUGAGCUAAGAUAACUGACUGUUGACUGUAGGUUCAAAUUUACCAUCCCGACAUGAGAGAGGCAUUGACCUUCUCAUCAAACUCGCAUUUCCCAAAAUGUCCCAAAAACGGUUCAUUUACUUUUUUCUCUUGAACCGUGUUGCUGCUGUCCGAUAAACCAAACACAUCGCUGUCUGUGUGCUGAAGGCACAUAUUGUCAGAACGAACAAAUAUACAGGUUUCCAUAAACCAGGUAACGUUAACUGCUAUUAUGUUAUUACAGUCUGCAAGGGAAUCAGACAUUAAAGGAGCACUCCGGCAAUUUGGUCUCGCAGAUUCAUGAAGUUUGCAAGAGACAUAUAAAAGAGAAAGGAAAUCAUUAUAGCAGAGGCUGAGAGAUCCUAUUUUAUUACUCAAACUCAAGCUGUGGUAAACCCGAUGAGAUCUAGGUCUAUUUUUUUUAAAUUCUUUACACAACUAUUUCUGUCAGCGUUCAUGUGAACACCAUGAAUGUCUUCCAGGAGAGAUUGUCUGAAAAUGUGUGCUGUUAUCCCUGUUUUCAAACAAUAUGGUGUCUCUGUCUGUCAAAAAAUUUGUGGAGUGCCCCUUUAAUUUGUCAAGAAAUGUUAGUUUAUUGCUUUAUAAAAUACCAAGUCCACAUACAUAGAGUAUACCCAUGUGUGUGUCUGUGUGUGUUUGCUCACACAUACCUCAGAAACACCACACAACACAAUAGUGCCUGAGCGACGUUCUGUCCUCUAAAUGUACAGACUCACUGCCCUGCUCAUCUUAUGAUGCAGUAAUUUAUAUCUUUUUAUCCUUCCAUUUUUAAUCCUGGGGGGGUUAUAUUUUCCUGUUUUGUUUUUGUUUUUGUUUUAAUUAGUGGCCACAUCUGACCAUGAAUAUGUUUGUUAUCAUUAUCAUGCAGUGCUUUGGAGCUGUACUCUAUCGCUUUAGUAGAUCAAGCCUUAAAAUUUCCCCUCAUGCCUCAGUGUCACAUGUCCAUUACCGAAGUGCUAUGAAAUACUGCCUUUCGUGACGGUGCUAAAAAUAAUGAUGGAGAUAUAGAGUGGCUGGAGAGUGGCAGUGAUGUAUUAGUGUUUACUUGUCCGCCAAACUAUUGUACGUGGCACUCUUUACCUCCCAUCGCAUUUAGAUAUCUCAGGCGUUUGAGCAACCCUCGUGUUUGUUUAUCUCUGUCGGAAAAAGGGAUUUGUUUCUCUUAACUGUUUUGCAUUUUGUGGGAUGUUUAUUGUUGCUUGUGCUAUUUACAGAUGUUUCACAAAGAAUUUGACAAAUGGAAAUAUCUGUGAUUUAAAAAUAAGAGAACUACUAUUUGAGUAAAAUUUGCAAUGCACAAUGUUUAACCAGAUAAAGAGAAGGGAAACAAUGAAGAGGGGAUGAUUUUAACUGUUCAAAGUUGUUCAGUUUGAAAGUAUUAUUUUAAUAUUAUUGCUUUACUUGUUUAAUGUCUGCUUGUACAAAUGAAUUGACCCACAGUAACUGCAUAAGUUAUGGAUUUAAGGGAUGUCCUCUCAGUUCAGUCUUCGUGGAGAUAUGUUAAAUGUGGGUAUGAACACUUUUUUCAACAGAAAUUACUAUUUUGACUGUCCCACAGUUUCUACAGUAUUUGGUCUGCAAAUGAAAAGGUUUCAAAUGUUGUCAAUUCCUCAAUAAAAGACAGUUUUGAACAUC